Molecule: messenger RNA, 6411 nt
Organism: Seminavis robusta
Lineage: Eukaryota; Bacillariophyta; Bacillariophyceae; Naviculales; Naviculaceae
Source: the annotation of a GenBank genome assembly
AUGAUGAAAUUUGGUCGCAUCCGCAUCUUGGCAUUGGUGAUUGCGUUCAUCUUGGUCUCUAUUCAACUGUUGGGUUUUUCUAGGUUUUCCAUUUCCUUGACAACUCUUGGAAGUACCGGUAUUGGCAACACCAAUGAAGAGGCGCCCGUCUUAUUAUCGCAGGAUGAUUCACCACCACCGCCACAAGUCAACAAAGCAAAUAAUAAACAAGAAGAUUCGGAUUCCUCGCCAGAAGCAAAAGCUCGUACUACGCAAAUCAGCCAGAGUCAACGGCGCACAGAGGUCCAGCAAUCCGGAACAACACCUUCUGCAGAUCAUGUACAACCAAAAUCACCCCGAAAAACACCAUUGAAGCAACCAGAUGAACCAAAAGAACAAGACAAACGUGUCACUGAAGCACCAGCAGAGUCUGUUUCAUCGUCACCCAAAAAGGCAACAAAAGAAGCCAAGGCUGUCACUGAAGCAAACAAGCCCAACUUUAUGACGUGUACCGCCACUGAGUCCAAUCCACAACAACAACACCAACACUGCUGUGCUGCUUGGUCAGAUGCUACUGAUAGUAGUAUAAGAGAUCAGGAGAUUGAUGAUUGGUGGUUGCAUCGACCCGAUUGGGAGAGUCCCAUGGCACUGCAAAAUGACACGCAUUUUUGUUUUCAAAUCAUUGCCAACCAUACCAAACGGCACUUUCUCAAUCAACUCCAUCAACUACAAUGGGACAAUGGAGGUUCUUGUUCGCAAAUUAUGAAAUCCAUUGAACUCAAUUCCGGUUAUGGCGCCAGCACGGAUUGGAUUGUACAAUCCAUGUUCCAUGCCACACAGCAGCAACAACCACACCGUCCCUUUCAAAUUGCCACCAACAAACGAGUCUGGAUCUACUCUACCAACGACACACAGCAUUGGGGAUAUUGUCCCGAAACCGAUUCAAGAUGUUACUAUUUGCCCAUUUCUCCGUGUAAUCGCAACGAAUCCAUUCUCGGAGAACAUUAUCCGGCACGGUCGGGACAAGAUCCCAUUCACAAACUCCACUAUCAAUGGAUCCGCGAAUACAUCUAUCGACCCAAACACGUCUUUCGAACCCAACAAUGGAAAUUGCGACAAUCCCAAGCACUGGACACACGCUUGACACAACCCUGCAGUGUCUUGCACGUGCGACGCACCGAUGUCGGCAAUCUACGACCACCUUUUCGACGGUAUGCCGCUGUACAGGAAUAUCUCGAUCAACUGGACGACGACAAUGAUGCUGUGCCCAUGGGAUCUCCCAUUUUUCUCUUGACGGACGAUCAAUCGACCAUUGAUGAAAUUCAUACGUAUCAUUCGAAUACUAGCAACAAUGAGCAAAAGUAUCAAUGGGUCUAUCUCGACCGGCCACGGUAUACCGGUUUGGAAGGAGGAUUCAAUGGACACUUGCCAUCGGGAGAUCCUCCCAGCGAACUGGUGGCCAUUGAAACGGAAUUGGCACUGGCACUGUCGCGGUGUACCCAUGCCGUUAUUGGUGGUCGAUCGGCAUUUACCAAGAAUUUGGUGGAACGACUCGAUUUGGAAGGCACGCCUUAUCAAAAGUUCUUUUUGAAUACCGGGGUCGACAAGGAAGAGACCAUGGAAAAGUGGGCCCGCAAAAAAACGCAUCGAGUCAAUGCCAUGUUUCAUGAUAUUGACACGUAUUAUGCACAACGGGGCAUUGCACCCAAGUAUGGCACCCUUAUCAGUCAACAGCAACAGAAGAAGAAGAAAAGGAAGAACAAAAUGCAAAAAGCCAUGGUAGUGGACGACAUCACGACGACGCAAUUUACACCGGGUGAGGACGAUCGACCAAUCCCAUCCCCGCAGGAACUGGAGGCAGCAAACCAACUAGUUACGUGCAACCAAGAACAAUGUUGUGGCACGUGGGAGGUGGAUGCCGAUCCAUGGUGGAUCCAUCAUCCCACAUGGGAGAUCUCACUGGAAAACCAGACACAUUUCUGCUUUGCGCCCAUUCCCAAUGCCAAGUGGAGGGAGUUUUUGCAGCAAGUGCAUGACCGACAAUGGCACAGCAGUAACUGCUCGGGUGUCGAAAAGACGGUCGAAGUCAACUCGGGAUUUGGAAGUAGCAUUGCGUGGAUGGUCAACAGCUUUUGGCAUGCGCACAAGAACAAAGUGCCCUUUCAAAUCAUUCACGGCAAUCGACAAUGGUUGUACGCUGCCAAGGAUAAUUCCAGUUGGGCCUAUUGCCAAAGUGAAGAUACUCGCUGCUACUAUCUUCCCGUGUCGCGGUGUUCCCGUCGAGAAACGAUUCGAGGAGAACAUCACGAUGCCAGGCCCAGGGACAAGCAUGAAAAGGAGCUACACUACUUGCUCAAAAAGUACCUGACACGACCUAACCAGAAGUUUCGGCAAAAGAUUUACGAAAUGCGACAAUCCAUCCACAUGAAAUACCCAUGCACAACAAUCCAUGUAAGACGGUCAGAUGCGGGCGUGCCAACAACCCCCUUCAGAAGAUAUGCGGCUGUGCAAGAAUACGUUGACGCUGGCAGCUUAAAGGAAGGAGACAACGUCUUUUUAAUGACAGACGAUGAAUCCACAAUUGACGAAAUCAAAAAGCACCUACCCAACAACUACAAUUGGAUGUACUUUGAGAGACAAAGGAAUCGUGGAGUUGCCAAUGGCUUUGAUGGACACAUCCCAUCGCAGGAUCAUGGCCUGGAAAUGGUUGCGAUAGCGUCUGAGCUACAACUGGCCUCAACCUGCGAAAAAAUGGUGUUUGGAGUCAGUGGCUUCAUGGCGAGUCUCAUGGAUGAUCUUGACAUAAGUGGCAAAUCCUAUACAAAGCAUUUUGUCGACACAGAAGUCUCGAAGCAGGAAGCACGCAAGUGGAAGGCAGACACGGAGGGGCGAAUCGUCAAGUUCCUGGACGACAUUGAAGAAGUGUAUCGCAACAAGACUUUAGCGAUGCAGCAAGGAGAUGCAUCUAAUCCAUCUCGAGAAGCAAGGACGGGCUCCUUGAAGGGGCUGUCAGUCGAUGAUGCCAAUCGCGCGGUGAAGUGUCAGAACACGUCGUCCUCUGUAGAAUGCUGUGCCUCGUGGGAUGUUGAUGUUGAUCAAUGGUGGCUUCAUCGACCUGAUUGGGAAGUCAGCAGGGAGGACAAGGAAAGCUUUUGCUUUUCGCCAAUUCGGGAUCAAAUCAGGGCACAGUUUAUGAGGGAUCUUCAUGAACGCCAGUGGGUUACAGGGAAGUGCUCUGAAGUUCAAAGAAGUGACAUGGUCCACUCGGGGUGGGGUUUUGGAAUGUCAUGGUUAGCCUAUUCGUUUUGGCAUGCGCACCGAAACAACAAGCCGUUCCAGAUUGCCAAGAGCGAGGAUGCUUGGAUGUAUGCUACAAAGGACAAAGACAGCUGGGGAUACUGCGAGGACAGUGACAUCACUUGCUACAUGCUCCCAAUCUCGCCGUGUCCAAGAGACAGCUUUAAUCCAGAAGAACGACAAGAAUUGAAGCCUCGCAGGUUGUGGAAAUUCACCUGGCUACGACAGUACAUGUUUCGACCAAAACAAGUGUUUCGGCAGAAGGCCUUUGAGCUGCGACAAGCGCUUGAGAUGAAAUACCCAUGCACCGCAAUCCAUGUCAGGCGUGGAGAUGUAGCAUUCCCAAAGAAGCCUUAUCGCCGUUAUGCAGGAUUGGACGAAUACAUUCAUGCAGCAAAGGUCCAACCAGGAGACAGCAUUCUUCUUUUGACUGAUGACAACAAUGCCAUUGAAGAAACAAAGCAAGCUGAAGAUGGCAGCGACUUGCAACAAAGUUGCAUACGGAGAGCUCCGUUCAUGAGAGCUUUCGUGGAAGAUGUCAAGUCGCAAGGGCGACAAGUGGAAUUGUUCUACGUGAACACGGCUGCGGACGAAGAAGAAGCACUUGAGUUUUACGGAAAACCCUUCAAGAGGGCAGCAAGCUUGCUUGAGGCCAUAUCAUCCAAAGCCAACAGCAAAGGGAAAGAGAAGGACAAGAUACCGAAUGGUAGCACCGACGGAACAGCUGUUGCGACAGAGCCUCCAGCUGUGCAAGAAACUGAAGGCCCAUUGACGUGUUCCGACGAAAAUGACUUUGAAUGUUGUGCAGAUUGGGACACUAAUGUUGAUGAUUGGUGGCUUCACAAGCCAACAUGGGAAGCCACAAGGGAGACCCCAACAAAGCAGUGCUUUUCACCCAUGAUGAACAGCGAAAAAGCUGCCUUCUUCCAGAGUCUGUAUGAUAUCCAGUGGAAAGGAAACUGUUCGCAGUUGAUCACGUCUACACAAAUCAACUCAGGUUACUCGGCCAGCAUCAACUGGCUGGGCUACACAUUCUUGAACUCAAGCAUUGAACAGAAGCCUUUCCAAAUUACACAGCACGAUUUUCCGUGGAUGUAUGGCCCUAAGAACAAGUCACAUUGGGCCUACUGUGAAAGUGAGGACAUCACCUGCCUUAUUCUUCCAGUAUCCAAAUGUGAACGUGAUUAUGUGCCACAGAAGCAGUUACGCCGGCACUUGAUUGGUCGUGUCUGGAAACAACCAAGGAACAACCCAAGUGCUCGACUGGAUUUUGAGUGGCGCAAGGACUUCCUGCUCAGACCAAAUCAAAUCAUGAGGAAGAAAGUGUAUGAGAUGACGACAUCCAUUGACUUGAAGACCCCGUGUCUCACAAUGCAUGUUAGACGUGGAGACAGUGGCAUUCCUGAGAAACCAUACCGCAGAUAUGCUGCUGUCCAAGAGUACUUGGAUGAAGCCGAUGCUAAAGAUGGUGACAACAUUCUACUACUAACUGAUGAUCAGACUACAAUCGAUGAAAUCAAGCAGUAUCACUCAAACUACAACUGGUUCUACUUGAACAGAACACGUCAUAGUGGAACUGAGGGAGGUUGGCAGAGCCACGUCCCAAGUGGCGAUGGUCCUUUUGAAGUUGCAGCCAUCAAAACAGAGGCUCACCUAGCUGGUUUCUGCAAAAAGUUUGUCCAUGGAACCUCAGGCUUCAUGCGAACUAUCCGGGGCAUGAUGGAAGCAGAAGGCAAGUUUGUGGACACAUACUUUGUCAGAACAGGGGUGGGCAAAGAACAUGCAAAGAAGUGGCCAUAUGAUGGAAAGGAACGUGUUGCCUAUUUCAUGAAGGAAAUGGAUGAGUACCGAAAGAAGAGCAAUGCCAAAAAGAAGGCGAAAGCCCUGGAUAGUGCCACCGACGCAUUGCCUGCAGAAAAAUUGGCUCUGUCCCCAGAAAAUAAGGAUGGAAAAGAUCUCAGCCAGACAAUACCAGGCGUGGCAUUGGACACAACGGACGGCCCAAUGUCCUGCCAUGCAACUAGCGCUGGUGGCAGGGAAUGUUGCGCAGAUUGGGACACCGAUGUCGAUGAUUGGGCGGUCCACAAACCUACAUGGGAAAUCUCCACAGAGACAUUGACGCAACAAUGCUUUGCACCCAUGAAGAAUGGGACAAAGGCUGCCUUCUUCCAGAGCCUAUAUGACAUCCAAUGGAAAGGGGACUGCUCACAAGUGAUCACAUCUACACAGAUCAACUCAGGCUACUCUGCUUCCACCAACUGGUUGGGUUACACAUUCUUACAUUCCAGCCUUGCCAAAAAGCCCUUCCAGAUCACACAGCAUAACUUUCCAUGGCUUUAUGGUCCUCAAGACAAGUUCCAUUGGGCCUACUGUGACAGCGAGGACAUCACAUGCCUUAUCCUUCCGAUCUCCAAAUGUGAACGUGAUUUUGUACCAAAGAGGAACCUGCCUUCACAUGUGAAGGGUCGCGUCUAUGCGGAACCUAAGCGAGAUGACAAAUCUAGGACUGAGUUCCAAUGGCUGAAAGAGUUUAUGCUCAGACCAACACAGAUUUUCCGCAGAAAGUUGCUAGAAAUGAAACUCUCGGUGAACCUACAGCUUCCAUGCACCACCAUGCAUGUGAGACGAGGAGAUGCAGGCUUUCCCCGCCAACCAUACCGCAGAUAUGCAUCUGUUCAGGAAUACUUGGAUGUUGCGCAUGUGGAGGAAGGUGACAAUGUUCUGCUGCUGACUGAUGACCAUACUACUAUUGAUGAGAUCAAACAAUACCAUACAAAUUACCACUGGUUCUACUUGAACAGGACUCGCUACAGUGGUGUUGAUGGUGGUUGGGAGUCUCAUAUACCCAGUGGUGAUGGCCCAUUUGAAGUCUUGGCCAUUCAAGUAGAGACACACUUGGCUGGAAUGUGUGAGAAAGUUGUUCAUGGACAGUCAGGCUUCAUGAAGGUGGUGCGAGGGAUAAUGGGGGCAGAGGGCAAGAAUUACACUGCCUACUUUGUGGACACUAAAGUUCCCAAGAAGGAGGCCGAGAAAUGGACAUGGGACGGCAAAGACCGUGUUGUCUACUUCAUGAAAGAGAUGGAUGAGUACCGCCGAAAGAGCCUUGCUGCAAAGGCGAAGAAAGGAAACAAAUAG